AUUUAACUGGAAACGCUGCAAGCUGCCACACCGGAAGUCGGUUGCUGAUCAGUUAUCGAUACGCACAAUGAUGAAGGAGUCGGUUAAGUGGCUGUGCUGAGACAGGAAAGUGGUUGAUACGUUUAAACUGGUUUCAGUUGAUAUAAACUGGAAAACGAAGGACAAAUUAAAGAGUUUUGUGUUAAAGUGCAGUGAGAACACUUUCCCUCUGACUCCUGCUGAGCUGAAACUGUGACCAUGUCGAACAUUACGAUCAGCAUGUGUCUUUCUGAUGCCGACACCGCACAGAAGAGAAUUUCAAUAUGGGAACGAAACAAGAAGAAAGAGAAGAACAAGCGUAAAAAGAGAAACUUGGAUCAAAUGGGGUGUCUGAGACACGAACACAACCGGCACAUGGGACAGGCCAGACGUGACCGGACCCCACGCCACAAUGGAGCCCGCUCAAGGCGUCCAUCACCUCCCUCCUCCACCCAGAGCAGACGUUUACCUCGUCCAGGCAGUGCUUUCCAGAGUAGCUCCACGCCCUCAGCCUCCGCACACAGCCGGCCUUCCUUCACUGUGGACAGCAAAGGAAGCCACGAGAAGCCAAAGGAACCUGUGAACACAAACUCAGCAGCCGCCACCCCCGGGCCCUCAGGAUCCAGCAGCCGUAGACCCACCGCCACACCAGCAGCAAUGCCCUCUAAAUACCUCGCUAUCGACUGUGAGAUGGUGGGUGCGGGACCGAAAGGAUGCAUCAACCAGCUCGCACGCUGCAGUAUCGUGUCCUACGACGGAGAUGUGGUGUACGAUAAGUUCAUCAACCCCUCCAUGCCUGUCACCGACUACCGCACCAGGUGGAGCGGCAUCCGGUACAGAGAUCUCGUCAGGGCCACGCCGUUCUCCGUGGCCCAGAAGGAGAUACUGAAGCUGCUGAUGGGGAAGGUGGUGAUCGGCCACGCCAUCCACAACGACUUCAAGGCCCUUGGUUACGCUCACCCCGCCGCCCUGACCAGAGACACGUCCCGGAUCCCUCUGCUCAACCAGAAGGCCGGCUUCGCUGACAACGAGUGUGCCUCUCUGAAGAGACUCACCAAAGCCAUUUUCAACCGUGACAUCCAGGCCGGGAGGAAGGGUCACUCUUCUGUGGAGGACGCCAGAGCCACUAUGGAGCUUUACAAAGUGGUGGAGCAGGAGUGGGAGAGGAGGCUCGCCUCCUAAUCACAGGCCAGUUAGUGCCAGGUCCACGGAGACCACAUGGAAAUAAAUUGAGUUUAAAUGAG
Lates calcarifer (barramundi perch) is the source of this 1262-nucleotide messenger RNA. It is a transcript of the gene isg20l2, whose product is annotated as interferon stimulated exonuclease gene 20-like 2. NCBI's taxonomy places the organism in Eukaryota, Metazoa, Chordata, Actinopteri, Centropomidae. The coding region runs from base 238 to 1200 and encodes 320 amino acids. The record is from RefSeq and is a predicted model, not a curated record. Gene Ontology annotation, molecular function: nucleic acid binding; 3'-5'-RNA exonuclease activity. Gene Ontology annotation, cellular component: nucleus. The transcript has 4 exons.